Molecule: messenger RNA, 944 nt
Organism: Scheffersomyces coipomensis
Lineage: Eukaryota; Fungi; Ascomycota; Pichiomycetes; Serinales; Debaryomycetaceae
Gene: RPL82
Product: 60S ribosomal protein eL8
Exons: 2
Coding region: 61-780 (239 amino acids)
Biological process (GO): ribosome biogenesis; maturation of LSU-rRNA
Cellular component (GO): cytosolic large ribosomal subunit
Molecular function (GO): RNA binding
Source: RefSeq, a predicted model, not a curated record
AUAUAUCUCUUCUUUCUUCUUUCUUCUUUAUUCAAUCAAAUAACAAAUACACAUUUCAAAAUGCCUUCCAAGAAAGUUGCUCCAGCUCCGUUAGCUACUAGAUCUAAAGCUUCCACCACUGAAUCUAAUCCUUUAACUGAUUCUACUCCAAAGAAUUUUGGUAUUGGACAAUCAGUUCAACCAAAGAGAAAUUUAUCAAGAUUUGUUAAAUGGCCAGAAUAUGUUAGAUUACAAAGACAAAAGAAAAUCUUAUCAUUAAGAUUAAAAGUUCCUCCUGCUAUUUCUCAAUUUCAACAAACUUUAGAUAAAAAUACUGCUUCUCAAGCUUUUAAAUUAUUUAAUCAAUAUAGACCAGAAACUAGUUCAGAAAAGAAGGAAAGAUUAGUGAAGGAAGCUGCUGGUAUUGCUGAAGGUAAAUCUGCUAAGGAUAUUUCACCAAAACCAUUAGUGGUUAAAUACGGUUUAAACCAUGUUGUUUCCUUAAUUGAAAACAAAAAGGUUAAAUUAGUUUUAAUUGCUAAUGAUGUUGACCCAAUUGAAUUAGUUGUCUUUUUACCUGCUUUAUGUAAAAAAUUAGGUGUUCCAUAUGCCAUUGUUAAAGGUAAAGCUAGAUUAGGUACUUUAGUUCAUCAAAAAACUGCUGCUGUGGUUGCUUUAACUGAAGUUGAAGCUGCUGAUGAAGCUGAAUUAGCUAAAUUAGUUUCAACUAUUGAUGCUAACUUUAUUGAAAAGUAUGAAGAUAACAGAAGACAUUGGGGGUGGUGGUAUUCUUGGUGCUAAAUCAACUGCUAAAGCUAUUAAAAGAGCUAAAAUUGCUGCUACACCAACCAAUUAGGGUUGCUUUUUAGCUUUUGGAAACCUUAAUUUACAUUCAUCGUAGAAUUUCUUUUGUAUAUUACUUUAUAACCAUUAAUAAAAUCAAACGUCUUCGUAUAAAUUGAAUU